UUUCCUAUGACUUCCGAAGGCAGCACUGCGCCGUCUCUCAGUUCAGAAGAAGAAGAGGAGGAGCAAGAGGCGUUCACGUUCACAGUAAAAACGACUUACGCGGUAGUUAGUCGACCGUUUACUCUCAAGUCUGCCGGUGGGCUAUUCGCGCGACAACCCUUUCCAAGGCUCCCUCCUCACUUCACUGGACUCCUCUUCAUCGUUUACGCACCCCUAAAUUCCCUGGACUUUUGCUUUUCGGUUUCCCCCUCGCUUUUUGUUUGAGACUGUUGCAGCUGCGUCCACCAUGCCGUCCCCUCGAUACUCGUACACGGUGACGGCACCGGAGGAGCCGGCCGCCGCUUUGCCGGCGUCCAAGUCCAACGUGCGGCGUUUGGCUCCGUCCUUGUCCCGUUCCAAGCUGGUGUCCACCUUCAUGGGACUCAUCAUCAACCAGGCGAAGAAGCAGAGUCCACAAGGCCUGGUGGGACUGAAGAACCUGGGAAACACGUGUUUCAUGAACUCCAUCCUCCAGUGUUUGAGUAACACUCCCGAGUUGAGGGACUAUUGCCUGAGAGAGGUCCAUCGAACAGACCUGAACAACAACAGCAACAGGACCAAUUCGGCCCUUGUUGAAGAGUUUGCCAAGCUGACUCAGAGCUUGUGGACAUCGGUCAACAACGAGACAUUCAUCCCCUCCGAUUUCCACAGCCAGGUGCAAAUUUGCGCUCCCAAAUUCGCCGGUUGCAAUCAGCAAGACGCGCAGGAGUUUCUGCGUUUCCUGCUGGAUGCGCUCCACAACGGGGUGAACCGAGCGAUGGCAUGCCCCAGGGCGUCCGUCGAGGACUUUGACCACCUCUCUGAUGACGACAAAGCCAAACAAAUGUGGAGUAUGUAUCUGCAGCGGGAAGACAGCAAAGUCGUUGAUCUCUUUGCCGGCCAGCUGAAAAGCUCCCUGACCUGCACCGUAUGCGGUUUCCGCUCCAACGUCUUUGAGCCCUUCUGGGACCUGUCCGUCCCAAUCGCACCGAUCGUCUCCGGCGAGGUGACUCUGAAAGAUUGCCUGAGGGUCUUCACCAAGGAGGACGUGUUGGACGGAGACGAGAGGCCGACUUGCAACAGAUGCAAAACCAGACAGAAAUGCACCAAACGAUUCAGCAUUCAGAAGUUCCCUCAGAUACUCGUGCUUCACCUGAAGCGUUUCUCCGAGUCCAACAUCCGAGCCAGCAAGCUGUCCACGUACGUCAAUUUCCCCCUCAAAGACCUGGACCUCCGGGAAUUCGCCUCCGAUGGCAGCGAGCGCGCCACGUACAACCUUUACGCUGUCUCCAACCACUGGGGCAACACGCUGGGCGGCCAUUACACGGCCUAUUGCAAGAACGCAACCGUCGGCGAGUGGUACAGCUUCAACGACUUCAGGGUGAGCCACAUGUCCUGUAGCCAGGUGCGCAGCAGCAACGCCUACAUCCUCUUCUACGAGCUCUGCAAAAAUCAAGACGUUUCACCUUUAGGCGCCCUCAGGUUACAACAACAAAGUAACCCAGUGAGACGUGAAGUUUAACCGCUGGAUGUUGGCGCCAUCUUGUGGCUCAGGCUGUGACAAACAGGUCAUGGGAUAAACUGGAAUCCAUGAACCAUGACUGGGUUUUUUUUUUGGGGGUGUGCACUUUUUUUUUUCUAUGCACUUUAUAAACCUGGGUGACGUCACCAUUUGGAGAGACAAAAAAAGGUGUCAAAUUUGACUACUGUGUUGCAAUUUAUAUACGAGGUAAGGUAAAUUGCCAGUUCUUUGUAAAGCCAUUAGGGAGCAACAAGAAAAGAAAAA
Messenger RNA from Hippocampus comes (tiger tail seahorse), 1804 nucleotides. Its product is annotated as ubiquitin carboxyl-terminal hydrolase 2-like. The transcript is spliced from 12 exons. Bases 287 to 1540 code for a protein of 417 amino acids. Gene Ontology annotation, biological process: protein deubiquitination. The record is from RefSeq and is a predicted model, not a curated record. Gene Ontology annotation, molecular function: cysteine-type deubiquitinase activity. NCBI's taxonomy places the organism in Eukaryota, Metazoa, Chordata, Actinopteri, Syngnathiformes, Syngnathidae.